Messenger RNA from Pectinophora gossypiella (pink bollworm), 4314 nucleotides. It is a transcript of the gene NGR-A26, whose product is annotated as cardioacceleratory peptide receptor. Lineage: Eukaryota; Metazoa; Arthropoda; Insecta; Lepidoptera; Gelechiidae. Gene Ontology annotation, molecular function: vasopressin receptor activity. Gene Ontology annotation, biological process: G protein-coupled receptor signaling pathway. Bases 363 to 1658 code for a protein of 431 amino acids. The transcript is spliced from 12 exons. The record is from RefSeq and is a predicted model, not a curated record. Gene Ontology annotation, cellular component: membrane.
GUUUCGCGCCAUUCGUGUACGAACGUCGGCCGCGCGCGCUCGCAGGCAUAAUGCGCGCAGCCCUCGCUCCGGAACGCGCGAAAAUAAAAAAAGUAAAAAAUGCUCGAAAAAUAAUAAUAAAAUAAUGGCCGCCGAUAAACAUUUCAGUGCCGAACUCUUUUGAAACUUUGGAAGGAGUUUGAAAACUUUUUGGAAUUAGUUCUUGGUUUUUAAUUUAAAGUUUUAUUUUUGAAGUGUAGUUCUUGUGUCCUGUUUACUUUUGACAAUGUACUUGGAGUGAUAAGUUUGGCCCUCAUUAUUUGGAGUCAAGGAGUUCGUACUUGGCGUUAUUCAUGUGGCGAAUAUAAUCCUAAUACUGCACCAUGGAGCCAGACCUAGUGAUGGCGGAGCUGGGGACCACCCCGCGCGUCACCACUGCCUACCCCGCAGACGCCCACAACCUCACCUGGCGGAACCUCACUAACAGCACCAUGGGAGAUCUCAACGUCUAUUACUUUUAUGACGUAAAGAUGUUCACGGUGAUGUGGGUGCUGUUUGUAUUGAUAGUGGUGCUGAACGCGUCGGUGAUCGCGGCGCUGCUCUGCACCAACGCCAGGAAGAGCCGCAUGAACUUCUUCAUCAUGCAGCUGGCUAUAGCUGAUUUGUUCGUGGGUCUAAUCCUGGUGUUCGUGGACAUAGUCCAGAAGAUCACCAUCGCGUGGCUGGCUGGAGAGUUUAUGUGCAAAAUAGUCAAGUUCCUACAGGCAGUGGUGAUGUACGCUUCAACCUACGUGCUAGUCGCUCUGAGCAUCGACCGGUGUGACGCCAUCACUAACCCCAUGAACUUCUCUGGCAGUUGGAACCGCGCUCGGGGUCUGAUUGUCUCUGCUUGGCUGAUCAGCAUCAUAUUCUCCAUUCCUCUGCUCAUUCUCUAUGAGGUGAAGGAGGUUCAAGGUCAGCUUCAAUGCUGGAUAGACCUGGGCACGCCGCGUCGAUGGCAGAUCUGGAUGACGCUGGUGUCCGUCAUGAUCUUCGUGCUGCCAGCUCUGACCAUUGCCGCGUGCUACGCCGUCAUCGUGCUCACCAUCUGGACGAAGAGCAAGGCUGUGGUCAUGAGUCCGCCCGUCAACUCCCGCCGGACGAAGACUAUGAGGAAUGGUCAAAUAGAAUGUGACCCUGACUCCAGGAGGGCAAGCUCCCGCGGUCUCAUCCCCAGGGCGAAGAUAAAGAGCGUCAAGAUGACUUUCGUCAUUGUUUUUGUAUUCAUCCUCUGCUGGUCACCGUACAUAGUCUUCGACCUGCUGCAGGUGUAUGACCAUAUUCCACCGACGCAGACCAACGUUGCUAUAGCAACCCUUAUCCAGAGCUUGGCACCUCUGAACUCUGCAGCAAACCCAUUGAUAUGCUGCAUGUUCUCUCCUCACAUCUACACGAGUUUGAGGCGUGUGCCUCCGUACCGGUGGCUGUGGUGGGGUCGUCGGCGCAAGCGCCACGGGCGCGGCACGCUGCGCUCCCGCUCAGACUCCACCGCCAACUCGGAUCUGCUCAGCUCCACGCAUGCGAAACGCUCGCAUUCAGUUGCCACGAUACUAAACAGGACGCAGAGCAGUAGUAUGUCUCGUGUGAAGCCCGACCCACGCCGCACGCAACUGCUAGUGUUAAUAUCUUCCAGGGACUGACAACAACCAAUCACAGAGCCCGUCCGUGACGUGAUGCUCUAGCGUCAACCAAUGCCGUGCGCUUGCCGCAAGCCACGGACACGGACUUAUGUGAAUGCAUUGUAUGAUUAAAAAUGAGAACCGAAAUGUUGAAAGAGUGAUUUAUUGUGCGACUAUAUGUAUAUAAUAUGAUAUAAGAGUAUUUAUAUAGAGUUUGUUAUCGGUUAAAUAUUUUCAUGUAAUUUCGGUGGCGCAUUUUUUUAUGCUCUCUCAAGUGUUAUCUACAAAAAAACAUAAUAUUAUCAUUCCAUUUGAUCAACGAAAAGGUAGGUAAUAAUAAAAUCUAAUGCGCAUUGUAGUACUGUCUGUCGCUUUGCCUUUAAAAAUAUACACAUACACAUAACAUCGUGUCUAUUUCCCGAUGGGGUAGGCAGAGACCACGGAAUUCCACUUACUAUGAUCCUAAUCGACCAGUUUUGCUUCUCCCACUGUCAUCAUAGACUUCAAGCGUGCUCACCGUCUUAGAGUACUCCUGGAUUUGGCCUUUCUUUUAAACAUCCUGGUACUGAACUCUUCCAACCCUUACACCCGUAUCAUAAACAUCUUCUUUCACUCAUUCUCUCUACAUGUCCGAAUCAUAAGAGUACCCCUUUCUCAAUUCUUGUUACACUUUCUUUCACACCACCGAAAAAUCAGCCACCGAAGUUACUUACAGAAGCACAAAAUAAAAAAUAACUGUAGUGCCUCUGUAAGUAAGUAGGUACUUAAUUUUAGUGGCCCACAUUUUUAUAAGCGACAGUAAUUUUCGCAUACCUUUUUGUUAUUUAAAUCGAAUGGUCUAUUGGGCCGUCUUGUAGCCAAUAUUUUGGAAAGACAUGCAAUAAAAAAUACGCCACCGAAAUUCGCUUAUUUUAUGUAAAAAGUUAAACGGUUAGGAAUUUUCAGGAGCUUGUAUCUUGCAUUUUAAAGAUGUUAUUGGAAAUAAUUUUAAGUAAAGUCUUCCUUGCUUAGGCAUAAAUUAUUUUAUUACUUUGACUUGUUAUGCCGCUCUCUUGCUUUGUCGAUUAAGGUACCUCUGUACUUACAUGUAGAAUGUCUGAUAAGCUAUUUACAUGUUAAAACAGUGCUAUUAGCUGCCAAAUGAGUUCGGUACAAUAAGGCGGCGAAAAGGUAGUGCCAGUAGAUAAUGACCCCGAUUCCUGCAGACACUUCCUAAUUUUAUUUUAAGUUAUACCUGUCAUUUUCUUAUCCGCCGAAAAGGAAAGUGAUGAAUGAUUGACGACUUAAUUUUAAAAUGAAUGAAUGAAUAGCCCUAGCGAAUGAAAUAGGUAUCUCGAUGAUAUGCAAUCCAUUUGACGUAUGCUCUUAACUUCUGUCGGAUUAUUGGCUAAUAUAACAUUUUUAACGGUUUUUUUUCAAUUUCUACAUAAAAUUGACCUCCAUAAAUGUGAUGCCUGUUGAUUAUCUGGCUUUUUCCUUUUCGGCGGAUAAGAAAAUGGCAGGUAGGUAUAAUUUAAAAUAAAUUUAAAUGGUGUGUAUUGAAAUCAGCUCCAGUAACCAGUCAAUAGUGAAACUUAUUCUUAGUAAUUUAAGAACUUAUAUUUAAUUUAAGUACCUAGCAGUCUAAGUGCUGAAUUGUUUAAUAAUCUAUGUUUUAAAAAGGAAAGUUGAAAAAGUGAUAAAGAUUGUUACCGACAUCGAGUUUGAGUCAAUAUUUAGAACGCUAGUUCCCUUGUUGACUAAAAUAUAAAGCAUUUGUAUAUUACCAAAGACUAAUUUAAGUAAUUAAUAAUUAUCAAUUUAAGUAUUUAAUACUUAAUUUAAAUUUUAUAAUCCUAAUUAUGUAAGAAAUUGGAUUAGUACCCGCAUAGAUAAGUUUAUUUAAUAUUAGGUAAGUAAGUUAUUAUUUCGUAAUAUGAUUACGGAAGCAGUAUAUAAAGCAAAGGUUGGUGGUAGGGCUGGCAGGGGAAGACCUAGAAGAACGUACAUUGACCAAAUUGGAGAUGUCCUUAGAGGUUCAGUACGAUCUACUCUGAACUGGCGUGCGUGUAUGAAUCGAUUGAUGAAUGUGGAGGAAGCAAGAGAAGUGUGUCAGGAUCGAAGCAAAUGGAGUGUGUAAGUUAUUUAUAAUAGAUAUAAAAUAUAUGUAUAGUGUAAUAUAUACAUAUUAUUCAUUAUUACCUUCUAUAAUAACUUAUUAGAUUUCUUAAAUUUACUAAAUAAGUUGUUAUAAAUGUAAAAAUGUUGAAAUCUGAUUAUAAUUUACUACAAUAAUCUACUCAAGAUACCUAAAAAACGGCAAUACUGAAAACGUUGCUACCUAUCUACUUGAUAUAUUUUUACGUUAUAAUCUAGAUAGGUAAAUUUUUAAAGAGCGUAAAAUUGUAUGUGAUCUAUUAAAUCAAAUUUUAUGCAUUUUAAGCACUACUUUAUUAAAAUAUUUAAAUAGCUUGUGUUUUCUAUUCCGUUUUUUCCUCAAUAUUCCUUAUAAUUUCAGACACUGCAUAUAUUUUUAAUUGCAUUUUUACAUGUACAGCAGCUAAGAAAUGCUAGUAACCUAGCUAUGUAUUAAAGAGGCUUAGUACUUACGCAAAUAAUUGAAGUAUUAUCAUAUAGUUAUUUUUAUACUAUUAUAAACAAAAGAUGUAUUUAGAAUAUAUUCAAAGAAAUCAUUAAA